UUCUGUGAAACAUCCUUAAACUACUUUCUAUGCAACAAAUUCAGCUUGAGAAUGGGCUCUAACACAAGGCUGUUCAGUUUGGGGGCAAACAGCAGGCCCAAGCAGGCCAAUCAAACUGGAAAGAUUUUAAGUAGCUAUGAAAUACUACAGAACAUUGUAUUUAGCCCAGUCGCGAACAUCGUCUGCAGACAUUACGUAGCCUAUAUCUGUGGUAUCAAAGAUGGUUAUCCCGUAUAAUCCCGAAGCGACCGGAAAAAAACCGGAAAGUGGGAAAUGAGGGCGACCGAGCUGCGAACUGCACGUGCGCGAACGGAAUGCGAAUAUUUUCUGCUUUUAUCUCCCAGCGGUACCGGAGAAUAUUCCAGUGUUUCCGUUUUCAGCGCUGCCACAACACAAUAUUUCAAGACGAAAACAAACGCAAACGCGCACUGUGGACGUUAGUGGCCACCUUCAGAGCCGUGCAUCUUCGCUGUUUCACCGCUUUCCAUUGCAAAAUCUUACUGCGUUCCUAGGUGUACCCCAUCGUAAAUAAUUUGAAGGGUUUCCCCAAUUGCAGCUUUUUACGAAGGGCUUACAUCAUAAUUAAUAACAUUGAUAUCACUUUUUUUUCACAUUUUAUACCGCAUCGUCCUCAGCACUGGAUACAGUUGUUCACUGGGUGUUUCAAGUUCGUCAUUAAUAUGUAACGUCCGUCUUGUGUAGAACCAUCCCCCAUUCUCUGCGCGCAUCGUGACCGCGCCGAUGCGGACAGCCACGACGCUGAAGCUGGGUCGGCCACCUCCUGUCACUGUUGCAGAAGGAAAAAGCAUUACGGAAUACCCCGAGCACUGGUGAUCUCUUCAGGGUUCUGCAGGAGCACAGCGGGGGUGCGUGGAAGCCGGACUCUCCAGGUGGAGAAGUGUAUGAAGAUCUCUGCCCCACUGCAGACCUGUCCAGCUUUUAGCCUGUUCUGCCACAGCUAGGAAAAUGUCUGGCUCGUAUGAUGAAUCAGCCAGCUUUGAGGAGGCCACAGACAGCUUCUGGGAGGUGGGGAACUACAAGCGAGCCGUGAAGAGGAUCGAUGAUGGACACAGACUCUGCAACGACCUCAUGAACUGCAUCCAGGAGCGAGCCAAAAUAGAGAAGGCCUACAGCCAGCAGCUGACCGAAUGGUCCAAGAGGUGGAGGCAGCUAGUGGAGAAAGGUCCGCAGUACGGCUCGGUGGAGCGGGCCUGGCUGGCGAUGAUGACGGAGGCCGACAAGGUGAGCGAGCUGCACCAGGAGGUGAAGAACGGUCUGCUAAAUGAGGACCUGGAGAAGGUGAAGAACUGGCAGAAGGACUCCUACCACAAGCAGAUGAUGGGCGGCUUCAAGGAGGCCAAAGAGGCCGACGAGGGCUUCAAGAAGGCCCAGAAGCCCUGGGCCAAGAAGCUGAAGGAGAUGGAGACAGCUAAGAAGGUGUACCACAUGGCCUGCAAGGAGGAGAAACUGGCUUCCACCCGCGAGGCCAACAGCAAGGCAGAGGCGUCAGUCACGCCCGACCAGCAGAAGAAACUGCAUGAGAAGGUGGACAAGUGCAAACAAGAUGUGCAGAAGGCCAAGGAGAAGUACGAGAAGGCCCUGGACGAGCUGAGCAAGUGCACCCCACAGUACAUGGAGCACAUGGAGCAGGUGUUUGACCAGUGCCAGCAGCUGGAGGAGAAGCGACUUAGCUUCCUCAAGGAGGUGCUGAUGGACAUCAAACGGCACCUCAACCUCACCGAGAACCAAAGCUAUGCUACAGUGUACUGGGAGCUGGAGCGCACCAUCAACGCAGCAAGCGCACAGGAGGACCUGAAGUGGUUCAGCAACAACCACGGGCCCGGCAUGCACAUGAACUGGCCCCAGUUUGAGGAGUACAACCCAGACGUGUCCCACACUGUCACCAAGAGGGAGAAGGUGAAGAAGCCAAACGAGGGGGUCAGUGCAGUGGGAGACCACGUGGUGGCCCAGGGAGGAGACAGGGGCAGUGUGAGCAGCUAUGAUAGGAACCAGGCGUACUCCGCAGAGUGGUCCGAUGACGAGCAGCCAGCGUCCCACUCAGGCAAUGAGACCAACGGGGGCACCAACCCCACGGAGGAGGAUUCGGGGAAGGGGGUGCGAGUGCGGGCACUGUACGACUACGACGGUCAGGAGCAGGACGAGCUGAGCUUCAAAGCCGGUGAUGAGCUGACUAAGCUGGAGGACGAGGACGAGCAGGGCUGGUGCAAAGGUCGCCUGGACUGUGGCCGACUGGGCCUGUACCCAGCCAAUUACGUCGAGCCCAUCUAGUCACAUGUGCGGACGACGAUGUCCCAUUGGAGGAAGCUGAGACUGUACUGUCCAAUGAUACUGCACAUAGCCAGAGACUCAAGAGCCACACUUCCCUUGCCAGACAGAUGCGCUGGGCAGACUUCACACAAUUUUAGCAAUUACAAAAAGGCAGUAUAUACACAGAAUAUAUUUAUCCGGUCAGGGGAUAGAGGGAUUUUAAAACACAAAGCAUAAACUUACAGUAUAUACAUAUAUGUCAAUAUACCAACGUUCAGGCAAGUGCAGGGAUACGUUUUGCAUUUUUGUGUAGCCGUGUUCAGUAUGAAUUUUGUGCAAAUGAUAUGACAUUUGUGUAGCAGUAUGUUCUCCUAUAACAGUAUGAGUAUUAUGUAGUCGAUGGCACCUGCAUAGCUGCAGUGAGCUAUGCCGUGUGCAUUGUGUAAAUUUGAUGACCUUUUUUGUGCUACAGUCUCGAUGCUAUGCGUGUACAGUUCUCAUUCCUGCAUCAGUGAUUCAGGUAAAGCUGCACUGUGUAAGCCGUGUUUUCCUCUCCUUCUGUGGGUUUGGUGCCGCUCGGCUGUGGCUGGUGCCAGACUGUGCCGUUAUUUUAACAUCUGUGGACCGUAGCAGCAUGCGCUACGCAGCGCGUGUCCCGCACCCCCCGCGGAGUCGGGUGCAAGACCGUGCCCCUGGGGCGCGGUGGCGGGACAGCAUCUCCACACGGAGUUCUCCUGAUGUUGGCCUUUUGUUUCUGUUAUGUUUUUGUUUCCUGUACCAUCCCACUUUGCUAACCCUUCAAAGUAAGGAGAGCUCAUCUCUUAAUACACCCCCUGUUUUGUUAGCAUGUUAGCAUUUCCUCUUGUUUUUUUGUGAUGUCUUUUAUAAUGGUGUUUUUAUUGUAGAGCACACAGAGGGGGCAUUGUGAUUGCUACCCAGUCCUCUCCAGUUCAUCACUGACUCACAGUUUUUUCUUUUUUCUGAAGGGUUGUCAGGGUUUGAGAAUCUGUUUUGAUGACUUCAUACACCCCCUCCCUUUCCAAUGUGCAUCUGGGGGGAAAAAUGCUCCAGACCAGACCAAACCAGCCGAACCCAGUGUAAAUGCUUCAGCCAGCCAAACCAGCCGAACCCAGUGUAAAUGCUCCAGACCAGGCCAAACCAGCCGAACCCAGUGUAAAUGCUUCAGCCAGCCAAACCAGCUGAACCCAGUGUAAAUGCUUCAGCCAGGCCAGGGCUGGCGCACAGGUCACAUGCUGGAGCAGAAAUAAGAAAGGUAAAGGCUGGAAAACAUAGCAAGCCAGUCACUGCACUGCAUGCUGGGAGUUCUCUCUCAGAGAACAUUGUCUUCCACUCAAACGCAUAGAUCAAAGAGUGCAGUGCUUUACUCUCCACCCAAACAAAGAGUAUGAAGAUGAAAUCCAGCUAAGGACUGGAGUAGCUGUCUGGGUCCUUUAUGAAGUGGUGUGCAGACUGUCCCCCAGAGUCCCAUCAUGCUUUCUGAGCACCUCUGCUCCAGCGCCCCCAUGUGGCCGCAGGGCAGACUCACAUCAGCUGGGCUGCUCCCCAGUGUCAGUCAUGUGAUUAUCUGUUUCUCCUGUGGCUUCCUGUGGGAAUUUGCUGCUAUGUAAAAUGUCUCCUCGCUCUUCUGCCCCCCGCCGUCAGAAUUCUUCAGUGUAAACAGGACCUCUCUGUCCCAGACAGACCCUUCCAGUGAUGACUCUCAGUUAGUUUGAAGGGAAAAAACUUGCCUUUAUGUGCAGUCUGUUAUUACCAGGUAGUAUUUGGGAGAACUAUAAGAGCAGUUACUUCUAUCUCUAAACUAUCAGUACUGCUUUUUCCAAAAUUGACUUAAUCUUGAAAACACUUUUUCACAGUACAUGGAAAAGUAGGGCAGUGUGGGGACAGCAGACUCUCAUUAUGCUCCAGGGGAGUAACUGCAUCACGGUCUCAUUCUGUUUCUUUGUCCUCAAAUCAAUAGUAUUUAAACCCAGACACCUUCAGGUGAGCAGUGCAGUCAGACACAGCAUCUCUCACAGAACACCCAGCAUCUCUCACAGAACACCCAGCAUCUCUCACAGAUCACCCAGCAUCUCUCACAGAACACCCAGCAUCUCUCACAGAUCACCCAGCAUCUCUCACAGAACACCCAGCAUCUCUCACAGAUCACCCAGCAUCUCUCACAGAUCACCCAGCAUCUCUCACAGAUCACCCAGCAUCUCUACCCAGCAUCUCUCACAGAUCACCCAGCAUCUCUCACAGAUCACCCAGCAUCUCUCACAGAUCACCCAGCAUCUCUACCCAGCAUCUCUCAUUCUCUCACCGGGCAGAGAAACACGCAGCGAGCAGGAAACAUGCUGACACACACUGACACACACUGAAACACGCUAAGACACGCUGACACACACUGAAACA
Megalops cyprinoides (Indo-Pacific tarpon) is the source of this 4680-nucleotide messenger RNA. RefSeq names its product protein kinase C and casein kinase substrate in neurons protein 1-like. The transcript has 11 exons. Gene Ontology annotation, biological process: positive regulation of dendrite development; plasma membrane tubulation; regulation of endocytosis. Gene Ontology annotation, cellular component: plasma membrane; cytoplasm; endosome. The record is from RefSeq and is a predicted model, not a curated record. Lineage: Eukaryota; Metazoa; Chordata; Actinopteri; Elopiformes; Megalopidae. The coding region runs from base 967 to 2289 and encodes 440 amino acids. Gene Ontology annotation, molecular function: phospholipid binding; protein binding.